CCCGGGUUGUUGGGGAGGCUUACUUACAUUGAUAUAAGUUUCGUCUUUUUGUAAUUAAAUAUUGUAAUGACAUGCAGUUCUAUUCUAAUAAGUCUCUUCCAAAAGUGUUUAAGAGGUCUCCCUAUUUGACCCCUUCCAGGAAGAAUUUUUAACUCUUCUAUUUAUGCCGAGGUCCAAGUGUUUUUAUCUAAAUGGCCACUGAAGAGUUACACAUUGGGUGCUCUGGCGUUAUAAGGAAUAACAGACAUCGUUUGCAUGUUAGUUUAGUUAAUAGGGUAUGUCGUGAACUUUCAAACGUGCUCCCAACCCCGAGGUGCUGUUUUUAGGAGAAAGACACUACUGGUGUAGUUUCGGUGGUUCUGGGGAAACUCCUAUCACGGAAAUGGAAACAGAGCCACCGCUUUGGUUUGAGGACACGACUCACUGCCCUGGGCCCUGAGGAAAGCUGAUGCACCUGCGGAGACGUGUUAUUUUUUCCGGUCUCCCAAGAAACAUUUUUGGUAGUUGGGAGACUGGAAUUGUUGGUGAGGACGAUGGAGGGAAACAUUUUACUCCUGAAGAAUAUGAAGAAUACAAAAAAAAAGUAUUACCGAUGCGCUUACAAAACAGAUUAUUUGUGAGCUGGCGAUCACCAACUGGAAUGGAUUGUAAACUUGUGGGUCCAGAGACACUGUGUUUUUGUACACAUAGGUAUAAACAACAUAAAACUGACUUUGAAACGAUUCCACAGCAGCGCCCUAUUAGUCUCCCUUGCCGAGUGACUGGCUGCCAGUGCAGGGCUUACCUUUAUGUCCCUCUCAAUGGUGCGCAGCCCAUUCGCUGCAGGUGCAAGCACUUUGCUGAUCAGCACAGGGCUGCGCCUGGCUUUAUGUGCAAUGCCUGUUCCAAGUGUUCAGGAUUCCAUAGUUGCUUCACUUGUGCUUGUGGUCAGCCUGCAUAUGCUCAUGACACAGUAGUGGAAACUAAGCAAGAAAGACUUGCUCAGGGGAAACCAGUGGGACAGGAUGUCCCUUAUGCAGCAAUGGGAGGUUUGACUGGCUUCAUCUCACUGGCAGAAGGCUACAUGCGAUUAGAUGACAGUGGGAUUGGUACACCUUCAAUGGAAUUUUUAGACUCUCCAGUUACAGCCAUGGACCACCCAUUUCUGAAAGCAUUUCAAGCAUCAUCUAGUUCUUCUCCAGAAACACUAACAGAUGUAGGUACAAGUGGUCAAGUUGCUUCCUUAAAGAGACCUGAAGAGGAUGAUAUGGCUUUCUUUGAAAGACGAUACCAAGAAAGGAUAAAAAUGGAAAAGGUUGCUAAGCAGAAAGGAAAAGCACCGUUGCCAUCAAGUACAAAACCUUCAUGAAGACUAUCAAAUUAAAACCAUCAUCCAAA
Acinonyx jubatus (cheetah) is the source of this 1377-nucleotide messenger RNA. RefSeq names its product family with sequence similarity 221 member A (gene FAM221A). The coding region runs from base 449 to 1348 and encodes 299 amino acids. The transcript has 7 exons. The record is from RefSeq and is a predicted model, not a curated record. Lineage: Eukaryota; Metazoa; Chordata; Mammalia; Carnivora; Felidae.